UUGAUCCCAAGCGGACCCUUCGAGCGACUUCACGUCCAAUCCCCCACUGGUUUGCCCGCCUCCCCUCGAGGCGCCAGUCGCCCCGCCGUGGGCAUUGCGCCAAAGAUGGAGUCCCGAUCAGGAGGAGGGAGCUUCUUCAGUCGGAACAAUUCGGGCAAUGUCCCGACUAUGCGAGGUCUGGUCUCCUUCAUUGCCGAUCUACGGAAUGCUCGUGCCAGAGAGCUCGAGGAGAAGAGGAUAAACAAGGAAUUGGCGAAUAUACGGCAAAAGUUUAGAGAUGGCGGCCUCAAUGGCUACCACAGAAAGAAAUAUGUUUGCAAGCUUCUUUAUAUUUACAUACUUGGCUGGAACGUCGACUUCGGGCAUCUCGAAGCCGUCAAUCUCAUCUCCGCCACCAAAUACUCGGAAAAACAAAUCGGAUAUCUUGCCGUCACUCUAUUUUUACAUGAAGAGCACGAAUUGCUACAUCUCGUCGUGAACAGUAUCAGAAAGGAUCUGAUGGGCCAUAAUGAGCUGAAUAAUUGUCUAGCGCUACACGCGAUUGCAAAUGUGGGCGGCAAGGAAAUGGGCGAAGCGCUGAGUGGAGACGUACACAGAUUGCUUAUAUCCCCAGCUUCCAAGGCUUUCGUCAAGAAGAAGGCUGCCCUCACUCUUCUUCGCUUGUACCGAAAGUACCCCGGCAUCGUUCAGCAUGAGUGGGCGGAACGUAUAAUAUCUCUCAUGGAUGACCCGGACAUGGGUGUCGCGCUCUCCGUCACCUCGUUGGUUAUGGCGUUGGUCCAGGACAACCAGGAACAGUACAAGGGGAGCUACGUAAAGGCCGCUGACAGACUCAAGAGAAUAGUCAUCGACAACGAAUGUGCUGAAGGCUACUUUUACUACAAGGUUCCGUGUCCAUGGAUACAGGUCAAACUUCUGAAGCUGUUGCAGUAUUAUCCACCGCCAGAGGAUUCGCAUAUUCGGAAGCUGAUCCGUGACUCUUUACAGAGAAUCAUGGAUUCGGCACUUGAGAUGCCCAAGAACGUGCAGCAGAACAAUGCCCAGAACGCCGUCUUAUUCGAAGCGAUUAAUCUCGUCAUUCACCUAGACACAGAGCAAGACCUCAUGAUCCAGAUAUCGACUCGCCUAGGGAAAUUCAUUGCAUCGCGUGAGACUAAUGUCCGCUACCUUGGCUUGGAAGCCAUGACGCAUUUGGCUGCCCGAUCCGAAACACUCGAUCCGAUCAAGAAGCAUCAAACUAUCAUCAUCGGGUCUUUGAGGGACAGAGAUAUCAGUGUUAGGAGACAGGGUUUGGAUUUGCUUUACAGCAUGUGCGAUCCCUCAAACGCUCAGCCAAUUGUUCAAGAGCUACUACGAUAUCUCCAGUCGGCUGAUUACGCUAUACGAGAAGAAAUGGUAUUGAAGAUUGCCAUCCUGACGGAGAAGUACGCGACCGAUGUGCAGUGGUAUGUUGACAUAUCAUUACGACUGAUCGCCAUGGCCGGAGACCACGUCAGCGAUGAAGUCUGGCAGCGAGUUAUCCAAAUCGUUACGAACAACGAGGAACUUCAGGUCUAUGCGGCGCAGAACAUUCUGCAAUACGUCAAGACCGACUGCCAUGAAACCCUGGUUAAGAUUGGAGGCUACCUUUUGGGAGAAUUCGGCCAUUUGAUUGCCGACAGCAAGGGUUGCAGCCCGAUUGAACAAUACAUGGCUCUGAAUGCAAAGAUGAGAGGAUGUCCAUCUAGUACGAGAGCGAUCAUCCUUUCUUGUUUCGUCAAGUUCGUCAACUUGUUUCCAGAGAUUAAACCCCAAUUACUGCAGACCUUCCGCGCCUAUAGCCAUUCCCUCGAUUCCGAACUGCAGCAAAGAGCGUGCGAAUACCUUACUCUUGCAAACAUGCCAACCGAUGACCUCCUGCGGACUGUAUGCGACGAAAUGCCGCCUUUCCCUGAACGAACUUCGGCUCUCCUGUCUCGUCUUCACCAGAAGCAUGCGACGACUAGUGAUAAGCGGACAUGGGUUAUUGGAGGAAAGGACGCCAAUGCUGAUCCUAAAGAGUUCAACUUGGUCAACCAACCUACUGGGCUUAAAAGAAGCUUCACAGUCCCAGUGCAAGGAAACACCACACCUGGUGCUAAUGGCACUAACGGUGUAAACAAUCUCUCUAGUGAUCUUGCUGGUCUUGAUAUGAAUAUCGAUACGAACAAGAUGCUGAAGGCGCCGAACUUGGCUAGUGCCGCGCAUUUGAGUCCAGACUGGGAAAUCGGUUACAACCGUCUCUUGCUUCGCACGGAAGGUGUUCUCUAUGAAGAUGCACAGAUUCAGAUCGGUUUGCGUACGGAAUAUCGUGCGCAGCUUGGUUGUCUCAUAUUUUAUUUCACCAACAGGUCUCCUUUCCCAAUGGGCUCUUUCACUACCACCCUUGACAACAGGUCGUCAGACAACUUGAAGACGGACAUUAAAGGCCUGCCAGAGACGUUGAUCCACCCCGAGGGACAAACACAGCAGACCAUCAUGUUUGAAGCCAAGAACGCAUUCGCGGAGCCACCCACAUUUCGUAUAUCCUAUCUUGCGGGAGCCCUCCAGGCACUAACGCUCCAACUUCCAGUCUGCCUCCACAAAUACAUGGAUGCUGCUGAAUUGAGUGGUGAGGACUUUUUCAAGAGGUGGAAACAAAUUGGCGGUGAGCCACGUGAGGCACAACGCAUCUUCGGCCUCGUGAACAAGAACCGCACCAUGAACAGUGAAUUCGUUAGAAGAGUCGUGCAGGGCUUCCGGUGGGGCAUAUUAGAUGGGCUCGACCCUAACGGCAAGAACAUUGUUGGUGCAACAGUGCUGCACACGGCAGACGGCAAAUUCGGGUGCUUGCUGAGACUGGAGCCAAACUACGAUACCCAGAUGUUCCGAAUCACCAUUCGCGCAACCGACGAAGCCGUCCCGCCCAUUCUUAUCAAAGUGAUGGAAGACAGACUUUCGCAGGGUAUGGAGGGUGUAUACUGAUACGCUCACCCUUUCGCAUAUGUUUGGUCUAGCUUGUUGUUCUUGCUGUGCGUCUGCGACCUUUCGUGUAAACCAUCUAGGGGGUGUUGUUAUGAAUGCCUAUUUCUUCUUGGCACACAGUUGAGAUCUUUUGAUAGGUGUGUAAUCUUUUGAGGGCUUUGGCUUUUUUGAGCAGGUGGGAGCGGUAUAUAGAAAAGCGGAGUGAGGGGGAUUGAGCGUGAAAACAACAAACAUACCCAUACGCUGAAUGAAUGCAUAAAAGUUGGAAGUGUUGUUGAAUAUGUCUCUCCCUGGAUGCAUGUCUCCCUUCUAUUUUCCCCGCCACCUCGUUGGGGAUUGAUAAAAUACAUUCGAAUUUUGUCGAACUCCAAUGUGGCUUCUCUUCCGAUAUCUUAAAAUACUUCCCACUGGAGUCUUGGAAACAGCCUAAUCGAAGCACAUGUCGAGGACUCUCCUCUUGGCCCGACCGAAC
Molecule: messenger RNA, 3454 nt
Organism: Periconia digitata
Lineage: Eukaryota; Fungi; Ascomycota; Dothideomycetes; Pleosporales; Periconiaceae
Source: the annotation of a GenBank genome assembly